Paramecium tetraurelia is the source of this 401-nucleotide messenger RNA. RefSeq lists its product as uncharacterized. Lineage: Eukaryota; Ciliophora; Oligohymenophorea; Peniculida; Parameciidae. The transcript has 2 exons. The record is from RefSeq and is a predicted model, not a curated record.
AUGAGAUCAAACUCAACAGCUUAUACACCAUAGAAUCCAGAAAUCUUUCACAAGGGACACAUCCAUUUCUUCGAUUUAUUGUCAUCAUUUCAUGGUUUGGAGGAUCAACCUGACUACCCAGUUUAAUAACAAACAAUUUAGGAUAAGCUAAGACAUUAAUAUCUCCACGAUAAUAAUUGGGAAGAUAAAUUAUGCUAUAGAACAUGCUUCAAAAUUCAAGAGAAAGAGUAUGUUUAAUUCUGUUUGAACAAGAAAUGUUCAGGCGCUCCUUAUUUAAAGGCAGCUCAAGUUUUGGGAUAUGUUAAAUCUGGAAAUCCUACACCCAAAGCUCACGGUCAUCACCAUCAUUGAUAUAGAUAUAGCAUUUACACAUAAUAAUAAUAAUAUAUCGAAGUUGAUUA